UGCGGGCUAAAAAAAAUGAGAUUUUUAGCCGUUUUCGCGUGUUUUCUUUGUUGCUGUUGCUCUGCAGGAGGAAACGAGCCAAUUCAAACAUUUGUGAUUCCUCACAGUCACAUGGAUGUUGGCUGGGUUUACACUAUUCAGGAGAGUAUGCACGCCUAUGCGGCCAAUGUGUACACCAGUGUGACGGAGGAGCUGUCGAAGUCUGGAGACCGCAGAUUCAUCGCUGUGGAGCAGGAGUUCUUCAGACUGUGGUGGGACAACGUGGCCACUGACUCCCAUAAGAAACAAGUACGACAGCUUGUAAAAGAGGGUCGACUUGAGUUCAUCCUCGGGGGCCAAGUGAUGCACGAUGAGGCUGUAACUGAUCUGGACGACGAGAUUCUACAAAUGACAGAGGGACAUGGUUUCCUCUACGAGACGUUCGGGGUGCGCCCUCAGUUUUCCUGGCACGUGGAUCCGUUUGGAGCGUCUGCGACCACACCGGUCCUCUUUGCCCUGGCCGGCUUCAACGCCCACCUCAUCUCUCGCAUUGAUUACGACCUCAAAGACACCAUGCAGAAAAACAAGAAACUGCAGUUUGUAUGGAGAGGUUCUCCCUCUCUAAAAGAAAAGCAGCAGAUCUUCACUCACACUAUGGACCAGUUUAGCUACUGCACCCCAUCAUACCUGCCUUUCUCCAACAGCUCUGGUUUCUAUUGGAAUGGCGUUGCCUUGUUCCCCGAUCCCCCUAAAGACGGCGUUUACCCCAACAUGAGCCUGCCCGUCACCAAGGAGACGGUAAAGGCCUACGCCAAGACGAUGGUGAAGAACAUCAAGCAUAGGGCUGCGUGGUUCAGGACGAACCACGUGCUCUGGCCAUGGGGUUGUGACAAACAGUUCUACAACUCAUCUGUCCAGUUCAACAACAUGGACCCUCUGAUGAAGUACAUCAACCAGAACAGCAAAGAGUUUGGGGUGACAGUCCAGUACGCCACUCUUAGUGAGUACUUCAAAGCGAUCCACCAAUCAGAUCUGGUCUGGGAUCUUCGUGGAAGUGAAGAUUUUCUACCAUACUCCACUGAGCCGCACCAGGCGUGGACGGGGUUUUACGCCUCCAGAAAUGUUCUGAAAGGAGUGGCUCAACGUGCGAGCUCUCAGCUGCAUGCAGCGGAGACGCUCUUCACCCGCUACCGAAUCAGCUUCCCCGACGGACCUGUAGCUAAAGACUGGGCCCUGGACAAACUGAGGGCGCUGCGCUGGGCUGUCUCAGAGGUGCAGCAUCAUGACGGCAUCACCGGCACCGAGUCUCCCAAAGUGGCGGACAUGUACCUGCAGCAUCUCAGGCAGGCCAUGAUGGGCGUGGAGGAGCUGCUGGCUGCACUCUUCCUGCUGCCCCACAGGCUCGAAAUACCCAGCAUCCUCGGCAGCCGCUACCACAGAAAAGGUUUUCAUGAGGCUUUGGAGCAGCACGUCAUCGUUUACAACCCGUUAGCCUGGAACAUCACCACCAUCAUCAACGUCACCGUAACCUUCCCCACUGCAGCCGUAUUUGAUGACGACGGACAGCCCGUCCCUGCUCAGGUAGCUCACAGUUCCAGUGUGACCUACGACCUCUUCGUCGUGGUUAAACUCGGAGGCCUCCAGCACAGGAAAUACCUGAUUAAGUUCUCUGGGAAGAAAUGCUCCGCGAGGUCCAAGUGUGGCUGGACUUACGAAGCUAAAGGGGUUUCGUUUGAGAGACGUUACACCCGGGACUCACUGAAAGCAGGGAGGAGGCUGCUGCCAGUUCUGAGUCAAUGUUACAAGCUGAUGUUUGACCAGGAUACAAAUCUACUGCACAGCAUCACGUAUCUUCAAGAAAAACGGAGAGUGAGGAUGACUCAAGAUUUCUGGGAAUACCACGCAAACGGAGACUUAAAAGCCGGGCCCAUCUCUGAUAACUACAUCUUCAGCGCUAACGGUUCGGCUGUGCGGGCGUACGCGGCUGUGGAGAUGGAGAUUCUCCCCGGGAAGAUUGUGACUGAGAUCAGGCAGCGCUUCUACAGAGAGGAAAGUGAUAAAGACUUCACUUACUCCAUCACCACCCGAGUCCCAGAAUGCUUCGGGAGCAGACCGCGGUGUCGGAGGCUGGAGCAGACGUACUCGCUGGGCCCCCUCCAUCUGAACACAGAGGUCGUCCUCAGAACCAGCUCCUCGAUGAAGAACAACAGGACCCUGUACACGGACGACAAUGGCUAUCAGAUGAUGAAGAGGACGUACAAGAAUUUCACUGAUAACACUUUAGCGAGAAACUACUACCCCAUGGUUCGUGCAGCCUACAUUGAGGACGACCUCAGCAGGCUGGUGCUGGUCGGCGACAGAGCUCACGGUGUUUCCAGCCAAGCCAACGGACAACUAGAGGUCAUGCUCCAUCGUCGUCUCUGGAACAACUUUGCCUGGGACCUCGGCUACAACCUGACCCUCAACGACAGCUCGGUCGUACGGCCCACCCUGUGGAUGAUGCUGGGCUCCGUCAGGGACACCUCCGGGCUCUACCAGAGGGAGGCGAUAGAGCUGCAGCACAGACCUGUCGUCAUGCCAAUAGACCAGCCUCAGCGGCCCUGGCAGGAGAAGGAACCCAGAGUGAGUUCUCCGGUGCGUUCGGUGGUCCUGCCGCCAAACCUCCACCUGCUCAGCCUCAGCGUCCCCGGAUGGAACUACAGCUCCGAUCACGAUGUUCACGUCAGCCACAUAAACUCAGGUAAAGAUUUGCACUCGGAGCCCGACUACGACCGAGUUUUGUUGAGAAUCAUGCAUCUGUUCGAGGAGGGAGAAGACCCGGAGCUUUCGAAACCGGUCACCAUAAACAUGAAGGAAGUUCUGCAGGGCUUAGGGGAAGUAAAAGUGCUGGAGGAGCGUUCUCUCACAGGAACCUGGAGUAUCCACAGUCUGCAGAGGUGGAAGUGGAAGACCGCAGAUAACUUCGAAACGAGCAGCAGAAAACGUUGUGAAGACGAAGCGUUCACUGUGACCGUCUCACCCAAAGAGAUCAGGACCUUCUUCGUCCACUUCGCCUCCGCGAACUUUUAGCUCGUCUUCUGUGAAGAAAAACAGUCUUUAAAAUAUGACGUGAUGCUUUUAAACAUUUGAUGCUUUGCUUCUCUGUCGAUGAAUGCUCUGUUUGCACUUUAUGUUCAUUUGUUGAGAAACACUGAUGUGUUGAUUGGAUGUUCUUACUCUGAGUCCAUGUUGACUGAAUAAAGUGAUUAUUUUUGUCAUU
This is a messenger RNA of Plectropomus leopardus (leopard coralgrouper), 3238 nucleotides long. NCBI's taxonomy places the organism in Eukaryota, Metazoa, Chordata, Actinopteri, Perciformes, Serranidae. The record is from RefSeq and is a predicted model, not a curated record.